AUGACCCGCACUCCAGUUGCUCCGCGCAAAGCACCAUUGCACAAGUCCUCUCAUCGAAACCAUGUUCUACGCGUCAAACGAGGCACUGGCAAGGAAUCGACACCUAGCGUUCACCGAUCUCCUCGUCGUUCAAGCAACAUCUUUCACUUGCGCACUGCACGCGACUCCAUCAUUGGAGACUCGGACGACGAUCAAGAGAAUGAGCUACCUACGUACGGCUCUCCGCAAGCGAAAUCGCGACCGUCGUAUACAUGGGACGACGAGAAGACUCUAGUCACUGCUCUCAUUGACGACGAAGACGAUCAUGUGGCUGAUCCUGACGCCAAGCUGAGUCGACUAGCAGAUUCUCUUCGCGAGCCCUUUGCGCGGGCUGGAACGGCCCUCAUACAAGAUAUGGCGCAUACACUCCAACCCGCUGUUCAACGUGUCACCUCAGCCCAUCGCACUCUGACCCGGCAUGUCGAUACUGCGUAUGCGACCGGACUCCUGGCCUUCGACGACGCCUGCAAAUUGUUUGAACUAGCCACCAUCGAGGAUCAACAAGCACUACAGCAAGCCUUUACUGCCACAGCGAAACGAAUCAAAGGACUUUUUGAAAGGCUGGAGGAAGCAUAUCGCCACCGCGACAAGCUUUGGACUGACCUGGACACUUACUUGGCUGCUGAGAUCGACCCUGUUAUUGCCUCUCUUGCUGAAGUCCCGUCUGCGACUGAACGUACAAUCAACACUCUUGAGAAACACGCUAGAAACAUGGCCACCAAAGAUGACGAUAGCGCCAAGAUUCAAAGUAUGCUCGCUAAACUGACUUGA
Messenger RNA from Mycena citricolor, 810 nucleotides. The record is from the annotation of a GenBank genome assembly. Lineage: Eukaryota; Fungi; Basidiomycota; Agaricomycetes; Agaricales; Mycenaceae.